Akanthomyces muscarius is the source of this 507-nucleotide messenger RNA. RefSeq lists its product as uncharacterized. The coding region runs from base 1 to 507 and encodes 168 amino acids. The record is from RefSeq and is a predicted model, not a curated record. The transcript has 2 exons. NCBI's taxonomy places the organism in Eukaryota, Fungi, Ascomycota, Sordariomycetes, Hypocreales, Cordycipitaceae.
AUGCAGCUCACACUUGCUUUCGUCGCGGGCCUCAUGUCCACCGGCGCUUUCGCCGCGACUGUGCCCGUCGAGGCUCGCGGCUACCCGGGCCUGAAUAAUGUCCAGAGCCGCAACGCCAAGGCUGCCAUUGGCGAGGUCCGCGCCGAGGGCCUGAACAGACAGGCUUGCCUGGCUGUCAUUAGCACUGCUCUCCAGGAGUCUGAGCUGCAGAUCUACGCCAACCCCAGAGUCCCUGCUUCGAUGAACUACCCCCACGACAAGGUCGGCGGCGACCAGGACAGUGUCGGCAUGUUCCAGCAGCGCGCUCAAUUCUACCCCAACAUUGCCACCGACAUGUCUGCUGCCGGCAGCACUCGCCAGUUCCUGUCCGUCAUGAAGGGCAUCAAGGGCUGGCAGACGAUGGAGAUCUCUGCCCUGGACCAGGCCGUCCAGAGGGCCCAGGCAGGUAACCUUUACGCGAAGCGUAUUCCCCUCGCCAAGCAGGUCUGCAGUGCUGCUGGAUUCUAA